AUGGUUAUGUUAUAUAAUUAUCUAAAGAACUGUAAACAGAAAUCAAUCCGCAGGAGCUCCACUCUUCUACCGUCAUCCAACGACAAUAGACCCCGAAGUCCUAUAUUUCUAAGAAACUCAGUACAGAAAAAUGAAGAGUCCACAGCCUUGCUCUUACCCGAGCAAACUAAAAGCGGUGGUGUGAAAUCAAUCCGCAGGAGCUCCACUCUUCUACCGUCAUCCAACGACAAUAGACCCCGAAGUCCUUUAAAUCUCACAAAGUCAGCAAAGAAAGAAGAAGAAACCACAGCCUUGCUAUUUCGCGAGAAAACUAAAAGCCUUGGUGUGAAAUCAAUCCGCAGGAGCUCCACUCUUCUACCGUCAUCCAACGACAAAAGACCCCGAAGUCCUUUAAAUCUCACAAAGUCAGCAAAGAAAGAAGAAGAAACCACAGCCUUGCUAUUUCGCGAGAAAACUAAAAGCCUUGGUGUGAAAUCAAUCCGCAGGAGCUCCACUCUUCUACCGUCAUCCAACGACAAUAGACCCCGAAGUCCUUUAAAUCUCACAAAGUCAGCAAAGAAAGAAGAAGAAACCACAGCCUUGCUAUUUCGCGAGAAAACUAAAAGCCUUGGUGUGAAAUCAACUCGCAAGAGCCCUCAGCCACCGCCACCCGCGGAUAAUAGACCCCGAAGUCCUAUAAUGCUUAGAAAUUCAAAGACAACAGAGGUAACCCCGCCAAAUCAUCGUCCAGAAAGUCGCAAAUCGGUAAGUAUUAAAUAAAUGAUAACUACUUAAUGCCUUUGUUUCUAAAGAAUAGUUGUAAAUAGGUAACAGAUACGAUGUACGAGUACGAUGCUCUCAACUAAUGUAAUUUGUAUAUAAUGUCAACCACUGAUGAUCAAGUAAUCUCACAUGCCUGCAGCGCUAACGGCUUUACAAUUAAUAAAACUGAUAGUUCAUGCAAAUCGCGCCCAACACACGAUCAG
Bicyclus anynana (squinting bush brown) is the source of this 965-nucleotide messenger RNA. Its product is annotated as serine/arginine repetitive matrix protein 1-like. The record is from RefSeq and is a predicted model, not a curated record. The transcript has 6 exons. The coding region runs from base 1 to 759 and encodes 252 amino acids. NCBI's taxonomy places the organism in Eukaryota, Metazoa, Arthropoda, Insecta, Lepidoptera, Nymphalidae.